CGCUUUGACAACUCAUCCGGCGAUGAUUGUGGUGUAAAUAUGGCGGAGGCUGUCAAUUGAGAGGGAGUGUGUUCUAUUUUUGAUCCUCCUGCAUCUCCAUCGCCACGAAAUGGUGCUAAUUAUACAAGGGACGGUGCAGAGACUAUUAGUGCUUCUUGGCAGUGACUUGCCACCUUUCGCAACUGCUUCAGUGGCGUGAUAUUGGGAUAUUGUGAUUAUCAGGGAGGCUCUGGAAAGAUGUAUUGCGGUUCAAUGUACCUGUGGAACAACACAAACAACAUGACUGACUCGAAGUACUUCACUACGACGAAGAAGGGGGAGAUAUUUGAGCUGAAGUCAGAGCUGAACAAUGAUAAGAAGGAGAAGAAGAAGGAAGCUGUGAAGAAGGUAAUCGCCAGUAUGACUGUGGGCAAAGACGUCUCCGCGCUGUUUCCGGACGUGGUGAAUUGCAUGCAGACGGACAACUUGGAGCUAAAGAAGCUGGUCUAUCUGUAUCUAAUGAACUACGCCAAAUCCCAGCCGGACAUGGCGAUAAUGGCCGUGAACACGUUUGUGAAGGAAUUGCCAUCCUCUCAGCUGGUGAAGGAUUGCGAGGACUCCAACCCACUCAUUCGCGCUCUCGCCGUGCGCACGAUGGGCUGCAUUCGCGUGGACAAGAUCACGGAAUAUCUCUGCGAGCCGCUGAGGAAGUGCUUGAAGGAUGAGGAUCCGUACGUGAGGAAGACAGCCGCCGUUUGUGUGGCAAAACUCUACGACAUUUCGUCUUCAAUGGUAGAGGAUCAAGGAUUCCUCGAUCAGUUGAAGGAUCUACUCUCAGAUUCCAAUCCCAUGGUCGUGGCGAACGCCGUGGCGGCGCUGAGUGAGAUAAACGAGGCUAGCCAGUCUGGGCAGCCGCUGGUGGAGAUGAACUCCGCCACCAUCAACAAGCUGCUGACGGCUCUGAAUGAGUGCACCGAGUGGGGCCAGGUCUUCAUCCUCGACUCCCUGGCCAACUACAGCCCAAAGGAUGAGCGCGAGGCGCAGUCGAUUUGCGAGAGAAUCACGCCGAGACUGGCUCACGCCAAUGCCGCUGUCGUGCUGAGUGCCGUGAAGGUGCUGAUGAAGCUGCUGGAGAUGCUGUCCAGCGACAGUGACUUCUGCGCCACGCUCACGAAGAAGCUGGCGCCUCCUCUCGUGACUCUGCUGUCAUCUGAGCCAGAGGUGCAGUACGUGGCGCUGAGGAACAUCAACUUGAUUGUGCAAAAGCGUCCAGACAUUCUCAAGCACGAGAUGAAGGUGUUCUUCGUGAAGUACAACGAUCCGAUCUAUGUGAAGCUAGAGAAGCUAGACAUCAUGAUUCGCCUGGCGAAUCAGAGCAACAUCGCUCAAGUGCUGAGUGAGCUGAAGGAGUAUGCGACGGAAGUGGAUGUGGACUUCGUGAGGAAGGCCGUGAGGGCGAUCGGAAGAUGUGCUAUCAAAGUGGAGCCGUCAGCUGAGCGAUGCGUCUCCACACUGCUGGAUCUGAUUCAGACGAAGGUGAAUUAUGUGGUGCAGGAAGCCAUUGUGGUCAUCAAGGAUAUCUUUAGGAAGUAUCCUAACAAGUAUGAGAGCAUCAUCAGCACUCUGUGCGAGAAUCUGGACACUCUGGAUGAGCCGGAGGCGCGCGCAUCGAUGGUGUGGAUCAUUGGCGAGUACGCGGAGAGGAUUGACAAUGCCGAUGAGUUGCUGGACAGCUUCUUGGAGGGAUUCCAGGAUGAGAAUGCUCAGGUGCAGCUGCAACUCUUGACAGCUGUGGUGAAGCUUUUCCUCAAGCGUCCGGCUGACACGCAGGAGCUCGUGCAGCACGUAUUGUCGCUGGCAACGCAGGACAGUGACAAUCCCGACUUGAGGGAUCGCGGAUUUAUCUACUGGCGCCUGCUCUCGACCGAUCCGGCCGCAGCCAAGGAGGUUGUAUUGGCUGACAAGCCUCUGAUCUCCGAGGAGACAGAUUUGCUGGAGCCAACGCUUCUCGAUGAGCUGAUUUGCCAUAUCUCAUCACUGGCCAGUGUCUAUCAUAAGCCGCCGACAGCGUUCGUGGAGGGACGAAGCGCUGGAAUAAGGAAGUCCCUGCCGAAUCGUCAGGGAUCCGGGGAGGAUGGCGCUCACGCGGUGAACGAGGCAACGGUGAUUCCCAAUCAAGACUCUCUCAUCGGGGAUCUGCUGUCGAUGGACAUUGGCGUGCCAAUGGCGCAGGCAGCUGAUCCGGCGGCCAGCAAUGUGGAUCUUCUCGGCGGCGGUCUGGAUAUUUUGCUGGGCAGUGGACAGCCAGAAACCAAUGCAGCCGGCGGAUCGGGUCUCUUGGGAGAUAUCUUCGGCAUCGCCGGCGGUUCGUCCACCAUGAUCCAGAUCCCGAAGAUUGUGUGGCUGCCGGCAGAAAAGGGCAAGGGACUGGAGAUUCUGGGCACGUUCUCUCGCCGCGGCGGUCAGGUUUACAUGGACAUGACGUUCACGAACAAGGCGAUGCAAGCUAUGACGAGCUUCGCUAUUCAACUGAACAAGAACAGCUUCGGCAUCGUGCCCGGCGCUCCGCUGCAAGUGGGCCCUCUGCAGCCUUCGCAGACUCUAGAUACUUCCCUGAGCAUCGCCACGACUGGACCCGUGCAGCGAAUGGAGCCACUGAACAAUCUCCAGGUGGCAAUCAAGAACAACGUGGACAUCUUCUACUUCGCAUGCCUCGUGCACGCAAAUGUGCUGUUCUCAGAGGACGGACAGCUGGACAAGAGGGUGUUCCUGACCACUUGGAAGGAGAUUCCGGCCGCCAAUGAGGUGCAGUACAAUUUGUCUGGCGUCCAUGGCUCUGCGGAUUCAAUUGCCGCCAAGAUGACUGCGAACAACAUCUACACGAUUGCCAAGAGGAAUGUUGAGGGUCAGGACAUGCUCUAUCAGUCACUGAAGUUGACCAACAACAUUUGGGUGCUGCUGGAACUGAAGCUGCAGCCCGGAAAUCCCGAUGCGACGCUGAGUCUCAAGACAAGAUCUGUUGAGGUGUCGUCGAUGAUCUUCACGGCGUACGAAAGUAUUAUAAGAUCUCAGCUGUAAGAUGAUUGAUCGUUUCGCAAGUUUGGCUGCAUUCCACCAGGGAUUAUUCAGUGCAGGAUAAAUGUUAACUACUUCUAGUGCAUACUCUUGAAUUCUGUGGAAGCAAUAAUCCACGCUAUAAUUAAUUGAAUUAAUGAUAUAAACACGUAUUUAGAGGAA
Messenger RNA from Phlebotomus argentipes, 3216 nucleotides. It is a transcript of the gene AP-1-2beta, whose product is annotated as AP-2 complex subunit beta. Gene Ontology annotation, biological process: vesicle-mediated transport; intracellular protein transport. Bases 238 to 3057 code for a protein of 939 amino acids. The transcript is spliced from 6 exons. Gene Ontology annotation, cellular component: clathrin adaptor complex; membrane coat. Gene Ontology annotation, molecular function: clathrin binding. Lineage: Eukaryota; Metazoa; Arthropoda; Insecta; Diptera; Psychodidae. The record is from RefSeq and is a predicted model, not a curated record.